CAGAACGGUGACAGAACACGCGAUCGGCGUAAUGGUAACGAGCCACAACAUCUAACGAAGCUGAGAGAGUGAAGAGCGAGGGCGCAGAGCCAGAGAGAGAUCGAAAAUGGCGUCCGAUCCCUCUUUGAUCGAGAUCUCCGGCGAGGACGACUCGUUGCUGCAGCAGAUUCCGACCGACGAUGCCGCCAGGAACUUCUUCUCCUGCUCGCCUCUUCAAAUCCACGGAUCCAAGCCCCAUCAUCUCCCUCCUGUCGAUGGCGUGAACAAAGAGAACGUGAAUUCGAACAAGUACGAGAUGGUGAAGCUCAGUCUGGAGCCGCAGCAGAUGAAGAGGAAGAAGAAAGGCGGGGGCUACAAUCUGCGGAAAAGCUUAGCGUGGGACAGAGCCUUCUUUACUGAAGAAGGUUUCUUGGAUCCCGUGGAAUUAUCCAUGAUAAGCGGGAACGUUGGCAGCUCCACGGGGGAGAAGUUGCCCGUGAUCGACGAAGAAGGGGGAGAAUCGUUGUCCGAGUUUCCAAACUCCCAAAGCGAUUCAGGGGAUUCGCUUGCACCCAAGGAGAAAUUAUUCAAAGAAUCGCAGGUAAACGCUGCAAAUGAGAGCAGAACAAAACACGGCAGUUCACCACAUCAGCGAGAUGCAUUAACUAAGCGCGACAGGGCCCUGGUUUCUUCGACCAAGCGGAAGGUGCUGUCAACCUAUGAUGUCAAUGGCAGCAGGUCCAAGCGCAGCGGCAGCUCACAAUCCACUGCCCUAUCUCCACUGAUAAGGCCUGUGAAUGUGAAUUCAACAAAGGUGGCCAGUAAAGAAGUUAAGGCCUCUAAAAAGCCAGCUACCAAGCCAGAUUCCAGUUUGCGCGCUCCAACCGCUAAGACUGCUUUGCGAGUUGGUCAACGUAAGCAUAAUCAGCUUGCUCAAUCAGGGACGGCUGACAAAAAGAAUGCCGGACUGAAAGUCUCUUCAAGUAAUAAAACUCAUUCUCGACCUAGUACUCCAGCUGGUCCUUGUAGCAAGCCUCCAAUAGCUAAAUCCAUUGUUCCCCAAGCUAAAAGAAAUUCGGGAAAAUCAGCUUCCAGGUCGACUUCAUUAACUCACAGGAAUGAUAGUUUGGGGGAGAUAGAAGGUCGAAGAAACCCUUCAGCACCAGAUAGUGGCGCUGGAUCUGUCAAGGUAGAAGCCGCUCAUCCUGAAAAAGCUCAUCUUACUGGAGGGUCCAUUCAGCAUGUGCAACUCAAGGCCCCAAAACCAUCUGGUUUGCGUAUGCCUUCACCAUCUGGUUUGCGUAUGCCUUCACCAUCUCUGGGAUUCUUUGGUCAGCAGCCAAAAGCUUCUACCAAGGGACUAUUGAACAGCAACACCCGACCAAGCUAUGACCCUCAGUCUGCUACAGUUAGUUCAAUGAGCCAUACAGCAGUAAACCCUCUGAGUGAGCUGAAGCCGCCACAUGUGCAUGAAAAAGUACAAAAGAUGACCAUUGAUGACACAAAUCUGAACAUGCGGUUAAGCACGGAAGUCUCUGCUAAAUCUCUCAACCUGGAAUAUCAAAAGCAAAAUGCAGAUCCGGAAUCUCAAAAUAUAUCAAAGAUGAAAUUGGAAAUACAACAUGAUGCUUUGGAAAACCAUCAAAAGAUUCAUGGAUUUCUCGAGGAUGGUAGUGAAGAACUUCAUGGGCAUAUGGAACUCCACAAAAUUGAGAUAAAACCUCGAGUGGAUGACGGAAACAUGCCAGUUGGUAAUGAUAUACCAUUUUUACAUAUGGGACCUUGUGGGAAAGAGCAAAAGAGUAAUUACGAGAAGAAUGAUAUGAUUGGUAGCCAAUGCGUCGAAGCACCAUCAAAAGUUUUAGCUGGGGAUGCUACUGUUUUCUCCCAUUCCCCUUCUGCUGAUUCUGGUGUUUGCAGAAUCCAGAGUAGUUUUGGAUUGCCAGAUCAUCAGCUACACGGUUCUAAAGGUGCCUCUGAAUUUUCAGAGAAAGUUAAAGUAGUGGAAUCUCAUAUCUAUGAUAAUGAUCAAACUUCCGUUGCGAACCAAGAGAAUCAAGCUAGGUUUGUGGGGGCUGGAUCGUCUGAAGAAUUCCAUAAAAAUUGUGAAGAGAACACAGACAAUUCAAAUGAUCAAGAUGAUAAUGUAAAUAAUAAAGAAAGAUCUUGUGUACUUCCCUUGAAACUUGCAGAGCAGGCAGACAAUGGCUUUCAAGGACUGCAUGACAGCAGCACGGAAUCAUAUAUUGAAGAUUUGGAGAACUUGGUUUUUUACGGCAGUCUCACAGCUAGUCAUGGUGGAGGCACUUCCCUGGCGGGUGACCAUGCUGCAGAGCAAGUUACUUGCGAAAACAAAGGAGCAAAUGAAAAUGAUGAGUUAUUGGUGGGUGCUAAAUGCAUGAUGAGCAUUAAUGAACAGCCAGAAGUUCAUGCUGUAGACCAAGUUGCUCAUGAAAGGGCACGAGCAAUUGAAAAUGAUGACAGCUCCACUGCUUUUUGCCCUGUACAUCCAUCAGAGAAUGUUCACCAAUCUGACAAAGCUAAAAGAGUAGAAGUUCUAUAUGCCGAGGAAAAUAAAUCAGCACAACAAGAGAGGGAGCCAAUGGUUGAAAAUUCUGCCUCCUUUAGUGACCGACAACCAACUGACAACAUGUUCCUCCCUAGUCAAGUUGAUGCUUUUAAUCCGGGAUCUUCUUUGAAGGUGAACAGAGACCAAAACAUGGUUGCAGCAACUGAUGAUACUUAUGCUUCCUUUAUUCGUCUAGGAAGUGAUCAUUGCAGUGGGAUCAAAGAGGAAGAUAGAUAUGUCUCAACCCCGCUAGUAUCCGUGGUUCAAGAUGGAGAUGAUAUUAUGCUAAUGGAGUUGAAGGAGUGUGAUCAUGUGGAAGAAAAACAAAUGCUUCAGUCAGUGAAGAAUGCUUCUGUCAGUUUAAUGACAGGUAUGCCACUUCCUGAUACACUGACAGGAACAGAGCUAUUGUCAGGAGAAGUGCAUAACUCAUCUCAUGAAGAUAGCCUUAGUGGGUCCUCUGGACAACACCAAAAAUUAAAGGACUGUAACCAGCCUAAUGUCUCUGUACAUGUUGAAGAUCCAUCUUGGCAAGAUGAUGCAGAUCCAACAAAUGAAGAAUUUCACAGUUUUGAUAAUGCCAUGAAGAAUUCUUCCGCUGUGGUUGGACAACAGCAGCUGUUGGAUGGCAGUUCAUUUGUUGAUUGCUCACUCAAGAUGAACGGGUUGGCUGGGGACGAUAACUUCUCCUUGGCUUCUCAUCGAAAUGAGCAAUCUGAUUAUCAGCCUGAGCUUCACGAUCCCUGCUUCAUAGCGGAACUUGAUUCACAGACUCAUCAAGGAUUGUCUUCAAAAGAUGAGAUGUCCACUGUGGACAACCGUCUUAAAGAACCAAAGAGAUGUUUUGCCAUUAGUGGUAGUCUGUGUCAAGAUGAUGUCUCUAUAAGCGAAUGUCCAAAGGCUGAUAUUUGUUACCAAGGAGAACCUGUUCUGCAAGAUAAUUCCAGCGAUAUAGGAACAAUUUAUGAAGACCCUAAUAUGGAGGAUGUGUUGUCAGUUUCUGUGCAAAAAUAUCAAUCAAAUAUUUACGAUGCAUCGCUUGAAGAUGAUGCUGUGGAUGUGGACAGAGAGGAAUUUCCUGAGGCAGAAGGAGUUAAUGUCAUGGUUUCAUCUUGUCAGUCAAGUGAAGAAGUGGGUUUGGAUGUCAAAAAUGAUGAAGCAGAACUGCCUGUAAACAACCGAUGCAUAGAAGAAGCUAGUCAGUUGACAAGUAGCAUUUUACCUGAAAAGGCUGAUUCUAGUGUUCCCAGGGAAAGUUUUAGUUGUGAUGUCCAGAGGCAACAUCAACUUGGUAGUACCUUAACUUCCAGCAAGGAUACGACCACAUUAGUCCAAGGGGAAAUUUGCAGGAAAGAUGGGAAACAAGAAUCUGCCAUAGUGAAACCUCCACCUGAUGCUGCUCCAUUCUCUGAGGAAUGGUUAGCGGCAUUUGAAGCUGCUGGGGAGGAAAUUCUUACAAUGAAAUGCGGUGCCGUCCAAAAUUCUCCUCCUGACAAGACUCUGCCUGAACCCAGUCCAUGGUCACCGGUGAAGCGAAAAAAUAAUCAGGAAAUUGGACCAUUUGACUGUACAAAGUUCACUAAUAUCAGCAACAGCAUUCCUGAAUCCAGCUCCGAAUAGUCAACCCAUGAGUCUAAUCAUUCUUUUGUCUCUAACCAUGGCCAUCCCCUACCACGUGAGGGAGGGAAAAUAGCCCACUCACCUACUAAUUCAUUCAUUUCUUCUUGUUCAUCUCUCUACCUGUAAUGAGGAAUAUCCUGCUUGGAGUUCAUGUACUCGUGUUCUGAAUCAGAAAUUGUUCUGCUUCUUGCUGCCAGGAGGAAAAUACAAGGCCAUGUCGUUUCAGUUUUCAUUUUGACCAAAUCACAGCUUAUGAAACAUUCUCUGCACUGAAUGUCUCGCCCUCAUAAAGAUAUAUCAAAUUUCGUAUCUCACUAGAUUGCUUAUAUUUUAUAUACA
This is a messenger RNA of Syzygium oleosum, 4507 nucleotides long. RefSeq lists its product as uncharacterized. The record is from RefSeq and is a predicted model, not a curated record. Bases 107 to 4168 code for a protein of 1353 amino acids. Lineage: Eukaryota; Viridiplantae; Streptophyta; Magnoliopsida; Myrtales; Myrtaceae. The transcript is spliced from 11 exons. Gene Ontology annotation, molecular function: microtubule binding.